Clavispora lusitaniae ATCC 42720 is the source of this 1278-nucleotide messenger RNA. RefSeq names its product proteasome regulatory particle lid subunit (gene RPN6). Gene Ontology annotation, cellular component: proteasome regulatory particle, lid subcomplex. Gene Ontology annotation, molecular function: structural molecule activity. Gene Ontology annotation, biological process: ubiquitin-dependent protein catabolic process. The record is from RefSeq and is a predicted model, not a curated record. Lineage: Eukaryota; Fungi; Ascomycota; Pichiomycetes; Serinales; Metschnikowiaceae.
AUGUCCCAAUUUACGGAAGUCUUGGAGAAAGCCAGAGUUGCUGGGUCUCAAAAGAAAUAUGUGGACGCCGAAUCCGAAUAUUACUCUAUUAUCAAUGCCAAGUUUCCAGAAGACGAUCAAAAAAUUAAAGCUAAGUUCUUGCAGGACCAGGAAACUGCCAUAAUCGAAUUGGGCAAGCUUUAUCAAGAACAGAAGUCAGGUGAAAAAUUGUGUCAAUUAUUGGCGAACUCCCGGUCCGUCCUUGGAGUGUUUGCUAAAUCCAAGACUGCUAAGAUUGUUAAAACAUUGGUCGAGGACUUCGAUGCAAUCCCCGGUAUCGUUGACUUGCAAAUCAAAGCCAUCAGGGAAUCGAUUACCUGGGCUAUUGAUAACAAGUUAUCAUUUUUGAGGCAACAGUUGCAAUUGAGAUUAUCUUCCAAGUUGUACGAAACUGGGGCAUACCAAGAAGGGUUGAAAAUUAUCACAGAUCUAUUAAGAGAGUACAAGAAAUUGGACGACAAGUCGUCUCUUGUUGAAGUACAGUUGGUGGAAUCUCAAAUAUACCAUGCUUUGCGCAACAUUCCAAAAUCUAGAGCUGCAUUGACAAGUGCAAGAACUUCAGCAAAUUCCAUCUACUGCCCAACAAUAUUGCAAGCUGAACUUGACUGCCAAAGUGGAAUUUUGAACGCUGAGGACAGGGAUUACAAGACUUCAUUUUCUUACUUCUACGAAUCAUUUGAAGGUUUCAAUGCGCAAGGAGACACACGUGCAAUCACUGUUUUAAAGUAUGUUUUGUUAUCUAAGAUCAUGUUGAACUUGAUUGAUGAUGUCAACGUGAUUUUAAACAAUAAGAAUGUUACCAAGUAUCAAUCAAGGGACAUUGAUGCAAUGAAAGCUAUUGCAACUGCGUACUCUCAUCGUUCUUUAAAAGAGUUUGAAGAUGCUUUGAUUUCUUAUGCUGAUGAACUAAAGUCUGACCCUAUUAUCAAGAACCACUUUAACGCGUUGUAUGAUAACUUGUUGGAGCAGAAUUUAUUAAAAAUCAUCGAGUCUUAUAGUGUUGUGGAGUUGUCCCAUAUCUCGAAAAUUAUCGGCUUGAACUUGCAGCAAGUUGAAGGUAAAUUGUCGCAAAUGAUCCUAGAUAAGGUAUUCUACGGUGUUUUGGAUCAAGGUAACGGUUGGUUAAUCAUCUAUGAUGAACCUAGAACUGAUUCUUCUUACGAAGCUUCGUUAGAAUUGUUCAAAAACUUAUCCAAUGUGGUUGAUUUGUUGUAUGAAAAGGCUGCGUCUUUGAAUUAG